ACGUGUGAAGUAUGUUUUUGUGUUGUGCUGCGUCAGCACAUUAAAAUACACAAAUAAUAUGUAUUUAUAUAUUAAUAAUUAUUAUUUUCUUAUUUAUUAUUAAUAAUAUUAAUAAAUCGGACUGGCGGCGGACUCGGCGUGCGUUGGGGGCAGAGAGUUCUGGCCGGUGCUGACCGUCCUGCCCCAUACCAGACACCAGAUGACGCUCUUGUCUUACUGUCCUGCCCUUUUUGCGCUAAGGAUCCCUGCCUGGUCCUGAGCAACCACCAGCUCAAAGUUUACCGGACACGUUUCUCCUAUUCAUCAAUAUCCCCAUUGAGUAUCAAAGCCAAUUUAUGACUGGCCAACAUGUGCACGUGAUCCCAUACAAAUACACCAUAUUUGGGCAGCGCACACGUCGGAUCAAGAAUAAAAAAAGAUACCAAAGCCUACUCCACCUAUAAAUCGUGGAUUAUUUUUUAAGGCAGGCAGCUCCGAAUUUUGCAAAAGCGGCUCUAAAGAAGAGCAAUGAUCAACAAAAACAAGGAAAUAACCGCAACACAGCACACCCCGCAGCCCUGUCUAGUUUAAAAAAAAAGUAUCGCUGGCUUGGUUCAACAUGAGCUCGUAUGUUGACAGCUCCAAUUUCAGGCAAACAAGCGAGACAACUUCUCCUAACAGUAUGUUUAAUUUCGAUCUAUCUGGGCGCGCGUCCAGCCGCUUUGAGGAUGUGAAUGUGAACGGGAUAUUCACUUGUCCCGUCCCCACGACCUCUGUUGAACAGGAGGGGAUGAAAACUAGCCUGCGUGGCAGUGCGGAUACUCCUCUGCCGUCAGGACCACAGAUAACUAUGGUCUCCAGUAGCUCGUCCAUGGACUCAAGCGGGCUCAGCUACAGCGGCAGCGCGCUGCUAGGGCGCGGGGCGGACAUAGACCCGGAGAGGAGCGCGAAAUCCGGCGGCACCAUGAGCCAGGAGGGCGACAGGAACGCGGAGAACACGCAAACGGUGAAACGAAACGCAAACGCGAACCAGCGUCAGGACAGUGAGCCGAGACCACAGAUUUAUCCAUGGAUGACAAAACUGCACAUGAGCCACGAAUCGGAGGGUAAGCGGUCCAGGACCAGUUACACCCGCUACCAGACUCUGGAGCUGGAGAAAGAGUUUCACUUCAACCGCUACCUGAGCCGCCGCAGGCGCAUAGAGAUCGCCCACACCCUGUGUCUAAACGAGAGGCAGAUCAAAAUCUGGUUCCAGAACAGGCGAAUGAAGUGGAAGAAGGACUCAAAGAUCAAAGUGAAGGAGUAGAGGAAGUGUUGGAGUAAACGGGGGUGCAUGCUGCACGUUUUCAGCGCCACACUGCACAGUGCUGGAGUGCCGCCUGACCUCCGGAUGAACUGCUAGGAGCAAUGACAUCAUGACACCGCCCUGUGUGCUUUAUCACCAAUUAUGUGUCACUUGCUGCAGUUUGGGACCUAAUGUAUUGAAUAUCACUCACUUUGAUCAAUCGGUUUACAUUUCUAAAUUAAUUUGGUGCCCAUGCGAUGAUAACCUCACUUGACUGCACGAAGUGGACAUGAGGUUGAGAGAAGCUGCUGCUGCUGCUGCUGCAUGGUCCUUCACGCUGCAAGGCUCUGGUCUGCAGUGGCUGCACAACUAUAUACUAAUAACCCAUGGUUUAUUUCACUUAGGACACGAGAGGUGCAGGCUGGGGGAUGCAUGCAUCAUUUCCAACUGUACAUCCCCAUCAUAUGAUUAAAAAACUAAUCAAAAACCUGAAAUGAAGGCGAAAUUAAUACUGACUGCUCUGGGAGAAAUCGUAAUGAUUAAAGGAGAUGUUUCCCAUAAGUCCUCGCCAGUAAAAGCUACUUCAUUAACCCUAAUAUUUUCUCUCUAACAUGUUGAAGUGCAACCCUUGGUUGGAUGUGUGCUUUUCGUUUCUUCUCCAUGUUGUCUGUCAUCUCUCUGUGAAUUUUUGAAAUCGUUCUGUAAUAAUUCAGCGACUGUAUGUGAUGAUAUUUGUGAUGUGCAAUGAAGCGAUUUCUCUCCUCCUUUGUAAACGUCAGGUGUCUGGUUUACCCAAGGCCGAGAACAACUCAUAUAGGUGCUCGUUUGUUGAUUGUAACCAAUAAACUAUCAUCAUUAAAACGUGGGAAAAAAAAUGUUUUCCUAUUGUCAUAAAAAAGCACAUUUCUGUUAUUAUUUUUCUCUCCUGAUUGUAGAGGUUAAUGCUAGAAUUACACACAUUUUUGUGUCUUUAAAAUAAUUCUGUCUACUGAAUUAAACUGCUACGAAUUUGUACAGUUUUUUUCUUAUUAAUACGUUUUGCUUCUGUUUCGUGUCUUUAAAUCUGUCUCGGGAAUCCACAGAAGUGCACUGACUGACAAACGCGCUCUGAAGUUUAAGGCCCCCCAUAAAACUUUAUUGCCCCUUUUCCACCACAGCACCACAGCCAGACUACGCUUCCUGUUUAGUCAGGGAAGGAAGACACACACUCACACACACACACUCACAGACACAUUGUAGCCUGUGACAACACUCGCACACAACACAACAUGGAUGCAAAACUUUGGUUUCCUGUGGCCGCACUCUGAUAUUACGCGCCACCAUUGUUGAGGCCAUAUGGCC
Solea solea (common sole) is the source of this 2605-nucleotide messenger RNA. It is a transcript of the gene hoxc5a, whose product is annotated as homeobox C5a. Bases 599 to 1285 code for a protein of 228 amino acids. The transcript has 2 exons. The record is from RefSeq and is a predicted model, not a curated record. NCBI's taxonomy places the organism in Eukaryota, Metazoa, Chordata, Actinopteri, Pleuronectiformes, Soleidae. Gene Ontology annotation, cellular component: nucleus. Gene Ontology annotation, molecular function: DNA-binding transcription factor activity, RNA polymerase II-specific; RNA polymerase II cis-regulatory region sequence-specific DNA binding. Gene Ontology annotation, biological process: regulation of transcription by RNA polymerase II; anterior/posterior pattern specification.